Molecule: messenger RNA, 2164 nt
Organism: Aphis gossypii (cotton aphid)
Lineage: Eukaryota; Metazoa; Arthropoda; Insecta; Hemiptera; Aphididae
Exons: 2
Coding region: 72-2060 (662 amino acids)
Source: RefSeq, a predicted model, not a curated record
AAGUCGAACAGUUCCAGAACACAACGCGUAGGAAUAUCACUUAUCCAGGAUUAUUGAUUUCAUUCUUCAAGAUGAAGUCAAUGCGAUUACUAAUACUUCUGACGUUCAUUUUAUAUGAAACACAGUGUGCGCCAAGUAUAAAACCCUUGACGUUUUUAAAGUCCUUGUUAUCAAAACAUUUACCAUCAAUUACUGAACAGCCGCUUCCUGAAGAAGAAAUAUACCCCGCGUAUAAAUGUGAACCUGUCGAAGAAGGUGCCAUCGACGAUGAAGUUAUUGAUUGGAAUCGCCAAGUGUUUAUGGUGAAUGAUAAACCUAUUUUAAUAGAAGUCGGAAACGUUCAACCAAUUCAAAAUGUAAAUCACGAUGAAGUCGUUGAUGUAAACCCAGAAAUUAAUCCCGAAGUAAACUGUGAUGAAAAUACCGAAGUAGAUCUCGAAGUUAUUACCAAAGAUAACCUUGAACAAAAUGUUGAAUUAAGACCGGAAAUUGAAAAUAAGGAUGUGUAUGAUAAAGAUUUAAACACACAAUGGUUAUUGGGCGAGAACACGAGUGAAAGAUUACCGGAAAUCGAUGUGACUAUUGGUAAAAGUUCAAUCAAAGAUAAACUUAUCAAUAAAAUUAACGUAAUCAAAUCGAAGUUAAAAUUGAAAAACCGUCUAGUCAUACCGAUCGUAGAAUCGAUUGAGGAAAACAACAAUAAUGUCGAAAUAACAAGCGGAAAACCAAUCACCACUUUGGAACCCAUCAAACCCCCUUCCUCUACUGUACAAUACAUCACCACUACACUUCAAUAUAGCACAACUGCACAACCCAUUACUAGUACACAUCAAUAUAGCACAACUGCACGACCCAUUACCAGUACAUAUCAAUAUAGCACAACUGCACAACCCGUUACCAGUACACAUCAAUAUAGCACAACUUUACAACCCGUUACCAGUACACAACAAUAUAGCACAACUGUGCAACCAAUAAGCACUUCUGCACAACCAGUGCAAUACACUAGUACUGUAAAACCCGACGGUUAUACGCCCAACGUACAAGUAAAUGGCGGAAUCGAAUCUCAAGAACCGAUCAUCACUAUUCCCGCUCAGCAUCAAAUACCUCUGCAACAGCAACAAAUCUACAACUCAGACUCGAGUUAUCCACUGUGGCUUAAUAACUGUCCCCCACCUCUAUCCAAUCAAAUCUGUUUCCAUCAAAUUCCUUAUUACGCUCCCAGUCCAAUAUACACCAGUGCGUUGAACGCAAAUCAAUUCACUCUCGAAAACUUACCCUAUAACACACCCGACCGCCAAAAUAAAAAAAUCAACAGCGGAUUGACCAAAGUGAUUAACUACAUCAAAAUCGAUGCAACUCAACCAGUGCAGCAGAUCAAACCGAACCAAGACGAACAGUGGAUUCGUUAUACGUACGACGAUUCAAACCCCGUUUAUCAAAAUCCUUCUUAUUAUAUCUCUCAGCCUGCCAACUCAGAAUCACAGCCAGAAAGUGCAUUUCCUAGCUCAGAUGAUUUAUACUCCACGUCAACCAUGCAACCGAUCGUCGUGUAUCCUGUCGACGCCAAUAGUAAUGUACUACCUGUCAACCAAAUAGAUCAAACACAAUAUAAAUGGGAUCAGCUCUUAGAACCCGCAACGGUUAAUUCUAACGCUGAAGGCUCUAAAUACACGAUGCGGGGAGAUAUUCCAAUCGUUGAAGAUUUCAACCCCAAUACCAAUUACGAUCAAUUAGAAGGAGACAGCGCUAAAUACACGUUGAAAGAACGCAGACACGUAGGUCACUACAAUGAGUUGGUGUCCAAGAAAACCAAUCAGAAAAUGCCGAUUCCAGUAUCGGAAAUCUCUUCCGGUAAACCGGUAACUGAACUAGCUGAAACCGAAACUAAAGCCAAUAAAAUUGAAAUUCCUGCAGCCACUGAAACUAAAAUAUCAACCACCAAAAUCAUCGAAACGCCUGUCACUAAAAUUGAAAAACCUGUCGUCAAAAUUGGAACACCUGCAAUUACUGUAACCGAAACACCGCAUCCUAAAUCAAACAACGUCAACACGGGCGUUUAAUAUAAUAUUCAUGGAUGCCAAAAUUAAAGUGAUUUAAUCAUUGAUUUCACUACAUGUAAAUUAUCUUAUUUAUUUUGACUCAAUAAACAUUUAAAAAAAUUAUA